AUAUAUACUCUGUUAAAAAAAAAUAUUGGUUUGUAGAGUGAAGAUUGACAAAAAAAAUGGAUAGAGAAGACAUUGAGUGUUCAUUGAUUGAAGAAAGUGUAAAGAAAAAUGAAAUUUUGGGAGAAGUAAAGAGGUUAUUGGUAUUAGCAGGGCCUUUAAUGUCUGUUAAUUUUUUACUUUCUUGUUUACAGGUUAUAUCUAUAAUGUUUGUUGGUCAUCUUGGAGAGUUAUCUCUUUCUGGUGCUUCAAUGGCUACUUCAUUUGCCUCUGUAUCUGGUCUCAGCUUGUUGUUGGGAUUGGCAAGUGCAUUGGACACUUUAUGUGGGCAAUCAUAUGGAGCAAAGCAGUAUCAUAUGCUCGGUAUCCAUAUGCAAAGGGCAAUGCUUGUUCUUCUACUGGUCAGUGUUCCUCUUGCCUGUAUUUGGGCUAAUGCAGGACAUAUUCUUGUUUUGUUGGGACAAGAUCCGGAAAUAGCAGCUGAAGCAGGAAGUUAUGCGCGCUAUAUGAUUCCAACUAUUUUCGCCUAUGCGCUUCUUCAGUGUCAUAUUAGAUUUCUACAAGCCCAAAAAAAUGUGAUCCCCAUGAUGUUCAGCGCGGGAAUCACUACUUUACUGCAUAUAUUCACUUGUUGGAUUCUGGUGUUUAAAUCUGGGCUAGGCAACAAGGGGGCUGCUCUGGCUAAUUCUAUUUCCUACUGGAUUAAUCUCUUGUUGCUAGCGGCAUAUGUCAGAAUAUCGCCUUCCUGCAAAAGCACUUGGACUGGAUUUUCGAAAGAGGCAUUUCAUGAUAUAUGGACAUACAUGAGACUUGCCAUUCCUUCUGCUGUUAUGCUCUGCUUAGAGAUUUGGUCAUUUGAAAUGAUGGUUCUGUUGUCCGGACUUCUUCCAAAUCCAAAGCUAGAAACGUCGGUUCUUUCAAUCAGCCUCAAUACAUGUUCCAUGGUGUAUAUGAUACCUCUAGGACUAAGUGGUGCCACGAGUGUAAGAGUCUCAAAUGAACUAGGUGCAGGACGACCUCAAGCAGCUCGUUUAGCAGCUAGUACUGCAGUAUUCUUGGUGGCUACAGAAGGAGUUAUUGCAGCAAUAGUGUUGAUUUUCGUUCGUAAACUGUGGGGCUACUGUUAUAGCACUGAGGAAGAAGUAGUGUCAUAUGUAGCACAGAUGUUAGUCUUGCUAGCAGGAUCCCACUUCUUAGAUGGCAUUCAAUCUGUACUUUCAGGUACUGCGCGAGGGUGUGGAUGGCAAAAGACUGGGGCACUUGUCAACUUGGGAGCUUAUUACCUUUUUGGAAUACCUGCUGGUGUUAUAUUAGCUUUUGUCUACCAUUUAGGUGGAAAGGGACUAUGGUUGGGAAUCACUCUUGCCCUUUUUGCACAAGCACUACUUCUUUUAAUAGUUACUCUUCGGACAAAUUGGGAAAAAGAGGCAAAGAAGGCAGCUGAUAGGGUGACUCCUGUGUUACUGGAUAGUGAUUCGAUUGCAGGAAUCUCAAGGAUUCGAGGAUCGACAGAUUGUUCAGGAGAGAACUCGAGAAUACAAUUAAUGGAGAUGCAUAGAAGUAGAGAGAAUAAGAGAGAAGAAUGAACUGUAUAUUUCAUAUCUUGUA
Messenger RNA from Solanum tuberosum (potato), 1605 nucleotides. Its product is annotated as protein DETOXIFICATION 16-like. The coding region runs from base 57 to 1583 and encodes 508 amino acids. The record is from RefSeq and is a predicted model, not a curated record. Gene Ontology annotation, molecular function: xenobiotic transmembrane transporter activity; antiporter activity. Gene Ontology annotation, cellular component: membrane. Gene Ontology annotation, biological process: xenobiotic detoxification by transmembrane export across the plasma membrane. NCBI's taxonomy places the organism in Eukaryota, Viridiplantae, Streptophyta, Magnoliopsida, Solanales, Solanaceae. The transcript is spliced from 8 exons.